ACCCCAUGCGUUUCCUCUGUUGUCUCAGGCCUUAUGACUCCCAUAGCAAAUCCUGCCGCUGCUAGUUCAAGCAAUACGUUUGUGGUAGAGUUUCCAAGGAAACGCAAAGGAAGUGAUUCUGAUAACCAGUACACAGGUGACAUCGAAGUUGAUGAUCUCCAGAGCAGGAGUGAAGAUGAAGAACAUAUAAAAAUUAAAUAUUUCAGGGAGGCUCAUAGCCAAACAGAAAAGCGAAGAAGAGACAAAAUGAAUAACCUGAUAGAAGAAUUAUCUGCCAUGAUACCUCAGUGCAAUCCAGUAGCACGUAAACUGGAUAAACUUACAGUGUUAAGAAUGGCUGUGCAGCACUUAAAGUUGUUGAAAGGUUCUACUAGUUCUUACUCAGAAGUCCGCUAUAAGCCUUCAUUUUUACAAGAUGAUGAACUCCGACAUUUAAUCCUUAAGGCUGCAGAUGGGUUCCUCUUUGUGGUUGGAUGUGACAGAGGGAAAAUCUUGUUUGUUUCAGAAUCAGUUUCCAAGAUCCUUAAUUAUGAUCCAGCCACUUUGAUUGGGCAAAGUCUUUUUGACUAUCUUCACCCAAAAGAUGUUGCCAAAGUGAAAGAGCAACUUUCAUCUUCAGAUGCUUCACCAAGAGAAAAGCUAAUAGAUGCCAAAACUGGAUUGCAAGUCCAUACUGAUUUUCAAGCAGGAUCAUCUGGUCUGCAUUCUGGUGCUCGGCGGUCGUUUUUCUGUCGAAUAAAGUAUACAAGAAACAUUGUCAAAGAAGAAAAGGAGUCUUUGCCAAGUGCAAAAAAGAAAGAUCAUAAAAAGUACUGUACUGUUCAUUGCACUGGGUAUCUGAAGAGUUGGCCUCCUAAUGAGGUGGGUGUAGAAGACGAGAAUGAUGUGGAAAAAGACAGCAGUAACUAUAACUGUCUUGUUGCAAUUGGGCGAUUACACCCUUACGUUAUUCCUCAAAAAAGUGGAGAAAUAAAGGUGAAGCCAACUGAAUUUGUAACGCGUUUUGCCAUGGAUGGAAAAUUUGUUUUUGUAGAUCAACGAGCAACAGCAAUUUUAGGUUAUCUGCCUCAAGAGCUUUUAGGAACUUCUUGCUAUGAAUACUUCCACCAAGAUGAUCAUAGUCAUCUAACUGAUAAACACAAAGCAGUGCUGCAAAGUAAAGAAAAAUUAAUUACAAAUUCCUACAAAUUCAAAGCAAAAGAUGGUUCUUUUGUCACAUUAAAAAGUCAGUGGUUCAGUUUCGUAAAUCCAUGGACCAAAGAACUGGAAUACAUUGUGUCAACCAAUACAGUUCUAGGCCAUAAUGAGUUGGGUGAAGAAGCCCUGCUACCCUGCAGUUCCCUGUCUUCAGAAGAUGUGCCAAAGCCAUCAUUUCUUGGUGUACCAGGGAUGUCUACAGGAACUAUCCUUGGGGCUGGAAGCAUUGGAACAGAGAUCGCAAAUGAAGUCUUAGAUUUGCAAAGAUUACAUACGACUCCACCUCUUGGCGAGUUAAGUCCUUCAGAUCUUAUGAGGAAGUCUUCUUCCCCAGUUAUAACAGUAACUUGCAGUAAUGUGCCAAAUAAAGAACUGAUUCAAUUAUGUCCGUCUGUGAUGGAAGAUUUGGAAACUUCAGGGCAAAAUCAGGGCACUGUUUCAUUCCCUAGCAAUGCACCACUUCUUAGUGACCCCACUCAGUUGGAUUUCGAUGCAGUGUGUGAAAACGACACUAACAUGGCUGCUCUUAUGAAUUACUUAGAAGCUGAAGGGGGUCUGGGAGAUGCAGCAGAGUUAAGUGAGAUCCAGUGGACUCUCUAGUUGUGUUUCUGCAUCUGAGAAGCAAUGAGAACAGCUUUUAAUGCACAACAAAGAAUUCUGCAUCCUCAAGUACUGUAUUGGUACCUUUUAAGGCUUUAAUUCAUAUUUACAUUAUUACAUAUAUAUAUUUUUAAAAUACCUGCCUUGUUCAUAAAAAAAUAAGUUUAACUGCAUAUGCCAA
Euleptes europaea (tarantolino) is the source of this 1978-nucleotide messenger RNA. RefSeq names its product basic helix-loop-helix ARNT like 2 (gene BMAL2). Gene Ontology annotation, cellular component: cytoplasm; aryl hydrocarbon receptor complex; transcription regulator complex. The record is from RefSeq and is a predicted model, not a curated record. The coding region runs from base 34 to 1797 and encodes 587 amino acids. NCBI's taxonomy places the organism in Eukaryota, Metazoa, Chordata, Lepidosauria, Squamata, Sphaerodactylidae. Gene Ontology annotation, biological process: regulation of transcription by RNA polymerase II. Gene Ontology annotation, molecular function: DNA-binding transcription factor activity, RNA polymerase II-specific; RNA polymerase II cis-regulatory region sequence-specific DNA binding; protein dimerization activity. The transcript is spliced from 16 exons.